UCCAGAGCGCUAGCCCCAACCAUUCUCCCGCGCGGCUGAUGAUGAGGAGGAGGAUGAGGAGGAUGCUGUCAGUCUGCGGGAACUGAACCGUCGCUGGCCGCUCCUGCAGCGCGGCUGCGCCACCUGUGCGCUGCGGUUUUCCUCUGGAAGUGCGGGAUUUGUGGAAUAAUGGAUGUUUUUUGUUUGUUGUGGAUACUUCCGUCGGUGUGGGCCGCCGAGGAGGUACUGAUGGAUUCAACAACAGCUACAGCAGAACUGGGCUGGAUCAUCUACCCGUCGCAAGGGUGGGAAGAAGUUAGCGGAUAUGAUGAAAAUAUGAGUACUAUCCGCACAUACCAAGUAUGCAACGUCUUCGAUAACAGCCAGAACAACUGGAUUCGCACCAAGUACAUCCGUCGACGUGGUGCUCAGAGGAUCCAUGUCCUGAUGAAGUUUUCAGUUCGGGACUGCAGCUCCAUACCCAACGUUCCUGGCUCCUGUAAGGAGACUUUCAACCUUUAUUACUAUGAGUCUGACUCUGACGUGGCAACUAAAACCUUCCCUCCAUGGAUGGAGAACCCCUGGGUGAAGGUGGACACUAUAGCAGCUGAUGAGAGCUUUUCUCAUGUUGACCUUGGUGGACGCAUCAUGAAAAUUAAUAGUGAGGUUCGCAGUUUUGGUCCUGUUUCACGUAGUGGGUUCUACCUUGCUUUCCAGGAUUAUGGAGCUUGCAUGUCUCUCAUUGCUGUUCGAGUCUUCUACAGAAAAUGUCCAAGAGUUGUCCAGAACGGUGCUGUUUUUCCUGAAACUUUGUCUGGAGCAGAAAGCACCUCUUUGGUGGCAGCCAGAGGAGUUUGUGUUCCCAACGGGGAGGAGGUGGAUGUACCCAUCAAGUUGUAUUGUAAUGGGGAUGGAGAGUGGAUGGUUCCUAUUGGACGCUGCAUGUGCAAAGCUGGGUAUGAGGCUCUGGAAAAUGGCACAGUCUGCAAAGCAUGUUUGUCAGGUUUUUUCAAAUCUGCCCAGGGAGAUGACAGAUGUCGCCAGUGCCCCAUCAACAGUCGAACAAUUCAUGAAGGAGCCACAAACUGCAUUUGCCGGAAUAGCUACUACCGCACGGACUCUGAUCCUCCCCAGAUGCCUUGUACCACCAUUCCAUCAACUCCACAAAAUGUCAUCUCGAUAGUAAAUGAGACUUCUCUAAGAUUAGAGUGGAACCCACCACAAGAAAGUGGUGGCCGAGACGAUGUGGUCUACAAUAUCAUAUGCAAGAGCUGUGGCAGUGGACGUGGACUCUGCACCCGCUGUGGAGACAAUGUCCAAUUUGUUCCACGUCAGCUAGGACUCACCAACACCCAAGUCUACAUCAGCGACCUUCUGGCUCACACCCAAUACACCUUUGAAAUACAAGCUGUCAAUGGAGUAUCUGACCAGAGCCCUUAUUCACCACAAUAUGCAUCUGUCAACAUCACUACCAAUCAGGCUGCACCAUCAGCAGUAUCAAUCAUCCAUCAGGUCAGCAGGACACCUAACACCAUCACUCUGUCCUGGUCCCAGCCCGACCAGCCCAAUGGUGUUAUCUUGGACUAUGAGCUGCAGUACUAUGAGAAGAACCAGGCUGAAUGGAACUCAUCUCUAAUAAGGAGUCAAACGAAUACAGCAGUCGUACAAAAUCUUAAGCCCGGGAGCAUCUACGUCUUUCAGGUUCGAGCUCGGACUGUCGCUGGAUUUGGACGUUUUAGUGGCAAGAUGUACUUCCAAACCAUGACUGAUGAGGAAUAUAACUCCACUAUCCAGGAGAAGCUUCCCCUCAUUAUUGGCUCCUCUGCAGCAGGAGUCGUCUUCAUCAUUGCCAUCACUGUUGUCAUAACAGUUUGUCGCGGCAGGAGAAACUCUGACCGACCAGAAUCCGAGUAUGCCGACAAGCUCCAACAUUACACCAGUGGCCACAAAGUGUCACCAGGAAUGAAGAUCUACAUUGAUCCCUUCACGUAUGAAGAUCCCAAUGAAGCAGUCAGAGAGUUUGCUAAGGAGAUUGACAUUUCCUGUGUCAAGAUAGAGCAAGUGAUUGGUGCAGGAGAGUUUGGGGAGGUUUGCAGUGGAAACCUCAGACAGCCAGGAAAGAGAGAGAUUCUGGUGGCAAUUAAGACGCUAAAGGCAGGCUACACGGAACGGCAGCGACGGGACUUCCUGAGUGAAGCCUCCAUCAUGGGCCAGUUUGAUCACCCCAACAUCAUUCAUUUGGAGGGAGUAGUGACCAAGAGCAGUCCUGUUAUGAUCAUCACAGAGUUUAUGGAGAACGGAUCCCUGGACUCCUUCCUCAGGCAAAAUGACGGGCAGUUCACCGUAAUCCAGCUGGUGGGAAUGCUGCGAGGCAUAGCAGCGGGGAUGAAAUACCUGUGUGACAUGAACUACGUUCAUCGGGACCUGGCAGCCAGGAACAUCCUCGUAAACAGCAACCUGGUGUGCAAGGUAUCCGACUUCGGCCUGUCACGCUUCCUAGAGGAUGAUACUUCAGACCCAACUUACACAAGCGCUCUGGGAGGCAAGAUUCCCAUCCGCUGGACGGCUCCAGAAGCCAUUCAGUACAGGAAGUUCACAUCAUCGAGUGACUGCUGGAGUUACGGCAUAGUCAUGUGGGAGGUGAUGUCUUAUGGAGAGAGGCCAUACUGGGACAUGAGCAAUCAAGAUGUCAUCAAUGCCAUCGAGCAAGAUUACCGGUUGCCUCCUCCUAUGGAUUGUCCGAGUGCGUUGCAUCAGCUGAUGCUAGACUGCUGGCAAAAAGAUCGCAACAACCGACCCAAAUUUAGUCAGAUUGUCGCCAACUUGGAUAAGAUGAUUCGUAACCCCAGCAGCUUGAAGGCCAUGACACCUCAGUCAUCAAGCGUUCACCUACCUCUGCUGGAUCGCAGCACUCCAGACUUCUCCUCCUUCGGCUCAGUGGAUGACUGGCUUGACGCCAUCAAGAUGGGCCAGUAUAAGGAAAACUUCAGCAGUGAGGGGUUCACCAGCUUUGAUGUGGUGUCCCAAAUGGCCAUGGAGGACAUCCUUCGUGUAGGAGUGACGCUGGCUGGACAUCAGAAGAAGAUCCUUAACAGCAUCCAAUCCAUGAGGGCACAGCUGAACCAGAUAACCUCUGUAGAGGUGUGACCUCGUGGACCAGUUUUAUUUGUCAUACAAGGCCCAGCAGUUGCAAAGUUGAUACUCACCUGAACCUUUGUGGAGGAUUUGUGGCUUGCAAAAUAGACUGUGACUUCAUCAAACCUCAGGUUCGGCCCCCUCCCUUCAGAUUCUCCUUGUGAUGUCUGUGCAGCUGCUGCGUCUUCAGGUUAUGACCACAAGUGGGGGCCCCUCCAUGUAGCUCAUCGCAGUCAUGCUGGACUCUAGAAGCGACAUCACCAAUCUCAAGAAAGUUUGCUCUUCAAUGUUGACAUCUUCUGAACAAGACACAUCAUUGUAAAUGUGAAUAUGACAAAACUGUAAAAACAGGACAACCCCACGAGUCUCAAGCCCAUAAUGGUGUUAUCUGUUCUGCACAUUUCUAUAUGAAGCCAUCCCAACCCCAACUAAUAACUCUGUCAGCCACGUCAGCUGUUUAGGGCAGAGUUCCCAACUGCCUCUCAUCAAACCACCUUUUGAUGUUGUUUAUGACAAACUUACUUCAUCUGCAUGAACAUUUGCUGUCACCACAAGUCAACAUUAAACCCAGUAGUCAGGAGAAUCUGUAGAUCCCCUGUUGUGUUGGUAGAACUGUGACCCAUCAGAACCUAAAGAGAGUCCUUUCAUCUCCUGUGGAUUCCUCUAGUCUGUUUAGCCUUGUCCCUGCACAUACCUGUAACUCGUUUCUCCUUGGGGAAGUUUGAAGGUCAUCUCAUCUUUUUGCUUCCCAAGCAGGUCCUAAACAAGUUUUUUAGUGCCUUGACAACUUGUUCUGUUUGGAAAAGCUGCUGUCAGAUUCAGGUGGGUUGGUUUCUUCAGAUAGACUUUCGGUUAAGUAAAAUUGACCUGGAGAUUUUUAGAGUCGUGGUGCUUUUGGAGGUGCAUGGCCUCAAACAAACUGAACGCACAGAGGUACUGAGGAUCAGCCUGAUCAUGAUUUGGGUGGGAUUAGCUGCCCAUAUGCCUUCUCGUCAACUUUUUCCAAGCUCACAUCUGUACUUUAUUAAAAACACCAUGGUGUCAGGAAUCCAAUGCACAGAUCAGAAGAAUCUGGAAAACUGUAAUUUGGGUCAUACUCUCUUCCUGAAAAUGCACAAGGUAACAGUGGAGAGGAAUGUCUAUUUUCACAGCAAAAAGCCCCAUGAAGAAGUAGAACUACUACCUCAACAAGGUGGAGGGGGAGAUGACAUGACAUCACUGAGACCAGCCACAGUCCUUUUCACAGAUUUGGUCUGAGGGGAAAAUCAGCGGUUUAGAAAAGUUUCCUCUGUAAUCAAACACCUAUACUGUUUGUGAUUUGGCUCUAGAUCACUCUCAGCAUAACACAAGAGGGGAAUACACUCAUCCAUUUGAGCUGAAAGACAGUUUGGUCCUCAUAAAUACUUUCACUAAACCAUCAUCUGUAUAAAAUGUGGACCCUGUCUACAAUAUAGAAUAACAAUACAGUGAAUUAAAAAACCAUUACUCAUUUGUUUUAUUCACAUAACAAUUCUAAAAGAAUAUUUUAAACUGGCAUAUUUUAGAUUUUUACAAAGAUUUUGCUGACAGAAACUUGUUUUUUUUUUAUGUAAAAAAGGACUUUCAGCAUCCUGGUGUAUCAGCUCCUCCUUUACUGUGACGGCACUUUUGCUUCCACAAAGCAUUUUCCCGUGAUUUGCAUUUGUUUGAACAAACAAAGUUAUUAGUUGACUGACAGUUUAGAAUGAGAGUCAAUCAUUCCAUAACUGACACUCAUAGCACGGUAAUUACACAAUGGCUUGAGUGCAAGAGUAUACUGACAGAUUUUUCCACUGUCUUUAUGGUGUUAUAGUGAGAUGGAUCAAACUUUACUGAUUUCAUAAAGAAACAAGAUUGUGAUUAUGUUCACACCCACCUCAAGUACCAAAUAAAAGAUCUCAAUCUUGAUAGGAAAUUCAUCUCUAAAGCAUAUCUACAUAUUUUCAAACAACUGCCAGUUUUUAUGUUUCGUGGUAUAUUUUGAAUAAUCUGAAUUAUAAUAUCUUUCACCAGCUGUUGACAUCAUUGUUUGCUGCAAUUUCUCCCCUCCCCUUACAAAUUAUUAAAGUAAAAAGAAAACCACCACCUGAUCUGUAGAAAAUACAGAAACCAUUUUGUUUUUGCAAAUAAUAUGCAAAAUAUUUUCAAUCUUAACAUUUUGAGUUAAGAAAUGUAUGGCGAGUAUGAGCGUAGCCCGUUGGUGUUUACACGAUGAAGUCUUGGAAAUAAAUUGAUAAAUCUCACAUGUCCAACCCCUAAUAAACCCCAUUCAGAAUUUUAACUUAUUUCAAACAGAAAAUGAGCAUUCAUUUAUUGGGAAUAAAACAAUCUUAGAGCUUCAAACCCAGGGGAAUACUAUAGUACAUAAAGGGAACCUGAGGGAUUUUUUUGGGCAAGUUUGAAAAUCCAGUGUCAGAGGGACAGGAGGAGUUGAGAGAUCUGAAGGAAGCAAAAAAUCAAAGAUGUAGGGGGAGCAGAAGGGCAGCCUCAACAAUGACAGCCUAAGGAGUGUGGAAGUCAAAAUAUUUGAAACUUGGUGCUUAUCGGCUCAUCGAUUUAGGAAAGGAAUCAGGAAUGAUCGAAGGUUAAAUUGUUUUUUCUUCCUGAGUGAUAUUGGACCUUCAGCAGGUUUACACUGCAUUGUGUUAUUUAGAAUAUGACUGAAACCUUUUCACACAUGUGAACAUAGUCAUUCCUAAACUAAAAGAAUCAGUGCAAAUAAAAAUUAAUUUAUAAAAUUCUGCAUUCAUAAGUGUAGCAGGGGCUUCUUCAUUUCACGUUCACGUUAGGCCAAUGGGGCAUUCAACUCAACACUUCUUGACCUCUUACAGAAAAAACUGAUGGUCACAUGAAUCGACCUGGAAUAACUCAUACUAAUGGCAUAAAUUGAUGAUAAGGUGCUGUCUCAAUCCUCGCUGUGCUCAUGUACAUAUGUACUUACUCCCUAGCACCACACUUAAGAGUUUACCUUGGCUUUGCCAGAAAUAUGCUCUUUGAGCUUCACAGGACCUUUACUUUCUUGGGCUACGUUCACACUGCAGGCUGAAACGACCCAAUUCCGAUUUUUUUGCCCCUAUGCCACCUGUAUCUGAUCUUUUCAUGACAGUCUGAGCGACACAGAUCCCAUCUUUUAAAAUGCGCAACCGGGCGGUUUUUGAAAAAAUUUCCUGCGAAAUGGCUGAGCGUGGUGUUGAACCUUUCCCGUGAUGACUUCUUUUUUUCCCUUUCCGACCG
Oryzias latipes (Japanese medaka) is the source of this 6366-nucleotide messenger RNA. RefSeq names its product ephrin type-B receptor 2. NCBI's taxonomy places the organism in Eukaryota, Metazoa, Chordata, Actinopteri, Beloniformes, Adrianichthyidae. Gene Ontology annotation, biological process: protein phosphorylation; axon guidance; ephrin receptor signaling pathway. Gene Ontology annotation, molecular function: transmembrane-ephrin receptor activity; ATP binding; protein binding. Gene Ontology annotation, cellular component: plasma membrane; dendrite. The record is from RefSeq and is a predicted model, not a curated record.